CUUAAUUGUUGGAUGAAGAACACGAGGAGGUACAUCACAGGCUUUCUGGUUGCUGCACCAACCAAGAGCAAGUGCGACCGGCCAAAGUUCCAAGGUUCCCUCGAGCCUCCUGCUCUGUGCAAGAUGCUCAGAUUCCUAUUCUUUCGGGGAGCACAGCAACCUGGGCCACGGGUGUCGUCUCCAUGCUUCAUAGGUCUUUGGUGCAGUCUUCAGCACACCCUGCCCUGGCCAUGGCCCCAAUCUUUUCUCUCUCCACCUGUGGGCAUCGAGUGGCGACAUUAACACAUGCCACCUACCAUGUUGGCCCGCACUUGGAGACAAUCGUCAAGUCAAGUGCUGGUCAAAACUCAGCCAACCUUCACGAUGCCUUCAAACCUACCGUUCUCCUCUCAGUCGGUCAGCGUUCGACAAACGACUCCCUACGUCAAGAUAUCGAGACCUUUCGGCGAGAUGACGACGUUUUCUCGGAUGACUUCCUGACUGACUCUGUCCUGGUCCAGGGAGUUCAAGGUUGGAAUUUCGAGAACUCGCAAAUCAAUUGGGGUGGCCUGGGAAUACAGACUGCCAACGGGUACUGGAACCCGACUGAUGUUAUGACAGUCCAGACCGAUCUGCCCCCAGGGCCUUACUUCUUGACGGCCGAGAACAAAAUCGCCCAGGCCUGGCGGCUCUACCCUGACGUACAGGAUGCUUUUGCGACUACCUUUGUACCGUCGGAGGAUGAUCCGGGCCGAUUUGAGCCCCUCGAACUCACCGGUGGGAAAGGUCUCUGGCGCCAAGUGGCAGUUCCCAGUCGCCUUUAUUCGAUACCAACGAAGAAAAGGCCGCUAGCUGGCAAAAGAAUCAGCAUCAAGGACAACUUCAAGAUAGCAGGGGUCCAAACUACCCAGAAUAAUCGUGCAUGGUGCAGCCUUUACGGGGUAGAGAAUGAGACUGCCAAAUAUGCCCAGCAACUCAUCACCCUUGGGGCAAUCAUCGUCAGAAAAACAAAGAUGUGCUCGUUCGCAUCUUCAGAAGAGGCCACAGACCAAUGGAUCGACAUCCACGCUCCCUUCAACCCAAGGGGAGACGGUUACCAGAGCCCCUCGGGCAGUACCACAGGUGGUGGUGCCAGUCUGGCCACUUAUGACUGGCUUGACUACUCUAUUGGUACUGAUACAAGCGGAAGUAUACGAUGGCCUGCGGCUUACAAUGGCUUGUUUGGGAUGAGAGUCUCUACCGGGACUGAUACGCUUGAGGGGAUCUAUCCUGCCUGCAGGUGGUCACAGUGUCCCCCACCUGAGGCAGAGGGUAAAGAUUUCAAAACAUACAUCGACAAGACGGCAUACUACCCCUUCUACUACGAUGGCUUCAAUGAAUUCUCACAAUUUCGCAAAGAUUACGAACAGAAGUUUGACAAGCCUGUUUAUCACAGGGAUCGAGGGGCGGAAGUUAGUCUCAAGCAGAAGGAACAGUCUCUCAAGGAGCUCGAGGUGUACCGUCGCUGGUUUCAUGACGCUGUAAUGAAGCCGGAAGCCGGUGGCGGUUCUGACGCAAUCCUGAUCCUCCCGGUUGGUAGCGGUGACCCAAAAUACCGCGACGAGCCAAAUAGUACAAACUACAUUGGAUCAAUGCAAGGGUUGGCUCAAAUAGUCGUGCCGGUUGGGCAGACCCCGUACGAGUCUAGGAUCAGCAAGAGAACUGAGUACAAUCCUAUUGUGGCCUCAAUGGCCAGUGCCCCCGGUCUCGAGCUCAUGAAAAAUACAGGCAGCGAUUUGAUGCUAGUUGCCCUCGCCAAGGCGGUUUUGGAAGGCGCUCAAAGACCGACCAAGGUGGAAACCGGGCGUUUUAUGUUCAAGUUGUAG
This is a messenger RNA of Diaporthe batatas, 1844 nucleotides long. RefSeq lists its product as uncharacterized. Bases 183 to 1844 code for a protein of 553 amino acids. The record is from RefSeq and is a predicted model, not a curated record. NCBI's taxonomy places the organism in Eukaryota, Fungi, Ascomycota, Sordariomycetes, Diaporthales, Diaporthaceae. The transcript has 9 exons.